UCAGUCGAGUCGAUCAGGUGCUAAGGAAACGAACGGAACAUUGCCGAAACAUAAUUAGAAGCCGCUUCUCUUCUUCUCCUUCAGUGCCACUGUUGUUAUUGCUAUUACUGUAACUGUGUCUAUUUUUUUUUUCAAUCUCGUGUUUUUUUCCGGCUUCUUUUGUUUCUGUGUUUAUUUUUUUAGUCAAGGCUUUAAGCUGUGCCGGCCGUGCUCCGUUUGAUUUCGGUGUAAAUAAUAAUAUUCGAUUCGCAGUGACAUUCACGUAAAAUGAGGUUGGUGUGUAGCAAGAAGAUCCUUCUAUGGCUGCUGCUGGCAGCCGUGAUGGUGACGGCUCUGACCCUCGGUCUAGUUUUCGGACUCCGGAAUCGUGACUCCCGGCUCAUCAGCGGUGCCGUUGUGUCCAAUGGCAUCGGUUGCGCCGACAUUGGUGGCGAUGUGCUAAACGAUGGCGGCUCUGCCGUGGAUGCCUCCAUUGCCACGCUGCUCUGCGAGGGACUCUUGUUGCCGCAUUCCAUGGGGAUUGGUGGCGGCUUUGUGGCCACCAUAUAUACGCGAAGCAGCAGAAAGGUGGAGACAUUGAUUGCCAGGGAAUCGGCACCGGCGGCGGCGCACAAGGAUAUGUUUGUGGGACAGACGGAGAUAACGGGCGCCACUGCGUGCGCAGUGCCUGGCGAGAUCCUGGGCUACUGGGAGAUGCAUCGUCGGUAUGGUAUCCUGCCCUGGAAGCGUCUCUUCCAGCCGGCCAUCAAGUUGGCCCGCGAGGGACAUGUGGUUUCCCGUUACCUGGCCUCGGCCAUACAAUCCAAGUUAAGCCAGAUCCGAGCGGAUCCUGGCCUGAGAUCGGUCUUUCUCAAUGAGAAGCAAGAGCCCUGGCUGGAGGGUGACUAUAUGAAGCGCACCGUUCUGGCCGAUACGCUGGAGAGGAUUGCCGAGAACGGGGCCAAGGAGAUCUACGAUGGCGGUGAGACGGGACGCAAGUUUGUCGAGGAUAUCCAGAGUCUGGGUGGAAUUAUCACCGAACAGGAUCUGCGGGAUUACAAGGUGCGCUGGGAGAGCGAUGGCCACAUAGCGGCCAAUGUCAGUGGUUCCUAUACGCUCUACUCCACCCCAAUGCCCACCAGUGGACCCCUGUUGGCCUUUAUCCUUAACAUCAUGGGCGGCAUGCAUACGGAUGAUGAGUAUGUCUACUGGCAACGGGUUGUGGAGGCCUUUAAGCAUGCCUAUGGACAGCGAACGAAUUUGGGUGAUUUGUAUGCCGAUCCUGAGAAUGCUGCAUCCAUUAAUGCCACCCUGGAGCAGAUGCUGCAACCGGAGUUUGUGGAGAGCAUUCGUAGGCUUAUUCACGAUGACAGAACCUCGCAGGAUUUUCUCUACUAUGGAGCUAACUUCACCGUCGAGGAGGAUCAUGGCACCGCUCACAUGAAUGUCCUGGCCACCAAUGGGGAUGCGGUGGCCAUCACCAGCACCAUUAAUAACUACUUUGGCUCCAAGGUUGCCUCCCUGCAGACUGGCAUUAUUCUGAACGACGAGAUGGAUGACUUCUCCACGCCGGGCGUGAUCAAUAGCUUUGGUGUGCCCGCCUCUCCGGCCAAUUACAUUUAUCCGGGCAAGCGACCCAUGUCUUCAAUGAGUCCCGCCAUCGUUGUGGAUGAGCAGGGCAAUGUCCGCCUGCUUGUGGGAGCAGCAGGUGGCACUCGCAUCACCACCAGUGUGGCAAGCACGAUUAUGAAGUAUCUGAUCCGCGGUGAGUCUCUGUCGGCGGCGGUGAACAAUGGUCGGCUGCACCAUCAGCUGGCCCCCAUGCGGGUCAGCUACGAGCAGGAGUUGGACAGCGGUAUCUCCAAUUACCUGGCCAAGGUGGGUCAUGAGCUCAACGAGGAGGUUGUCGGCUCCAGCUUUGCGGCUGUGACUGCCAUCGGAGCAUUGGAUGAGCCGGAGCCAUUCUACGAUCGUCGUCGCAUCGGCAGCUCCCUCACCAUUGCCAAAACUAAUAAGAUGCAGCACUAAUUCUGGGAUCUGGAGUCACAUCCAUCCGAUCCAAUGCCUCCAAGCAGGGCUCGUGAUUUUUUAUUUAUUAAACUUAGCUUUUAGCGCCUGUAUAUUUUACGGCUCUUUCAAAGCCCUGUACAUAAUUGUUAAACUUUAUUUCGAAUAGAGAGUGUAUCUUCGAAACUAUGUAUUCAUUUUUUUAAAUGUAAAUAACGAGCUGUGAAGCCCAAAAUAGCCAAAUAAAGGGAAUUUAUAUAUA
Molecule: messenger RNA, 2248 nt
Organism: Drosophila serrata
Lineage: Eukaryota; Metazoa; Arthropoda; Insecta; Diptera; Drosophilidae
Gene: Ggt-1
Product: gamma-glutamyl transpeptidase
Biological process (GO): glutathione catabolic process
Cellular component (GO): plasma membrane
Molecular function (GO): glutathione gamma-glutamate hydrolase
Source: RefSeq, a predicted model, not a curated record